AUGGGUAACAGUAGGAGGAAGAAGCAUGAUCUGGAGUUAGAGAAAGCUCGCUUAAUCAGCUUAGCCCUUGAUUUCGGCUUCGACCAACACUCCGCCAGCAAUUGCUUCGAUCGUCUUCUCGCUCUCUACGGUGAUGAUGGUCGUGAUUUUAUCACCGUCGAGCACUGCGGCGAUGAUUUUCUCGCGGUUUUGGCGGAGUCCAUGCAAGCCACUGAGGAAUGGGAUGAUUUGCAGGAAAUGGAAUCACAAGCUUGUGGAACUUUGUCUCACAUGCUUGACAAAACUGUUGGCACGUGCGGUAAUGCAGAUGAUGAUUCUUCUAGAUGCUUCAUUAAUAUUAUUGACGAUUCGCCCGAAUCUCAGAAGCACCACAGGAAAGUAGUGGAGUUGGAUUCCAGUGAUGAUGAGUAUGUGGACUUUAGUAUUUCAAGGGAAAAAUCUGUAUUUCUUGGACAACAUUCCCCAAAAUAUACGGAUUGCAGAAGUGGCAUCACUCAAGGCUCAGUUCCCAGCAAAAUACAAUCGUCCUUUACUUCGAACGAUAAGAACGGAACUCUCUCUUAUGAAGAAUUGCAGGCUCUAGAUGAUAUUGAAUUGGCAAAUGUUGUUAUCUUUGGUAAUAGGACAUUUCGACCAUUGCAGCAUCAAGCAUGUAAAGCAGCUUUGGCAAAGCAUGAUUCUUUUAUUCUUAUGCCUACUGGGGGUGGUAAAUCUCUUUGCUAUCAGCUUCCAGCAACUCUUCAACCAGGUGUCACAGUAGUUGUAUCUCCCUUACUUUCACUCAUUCAGGAUCAGAUAAUAACACUAAAUCUCAAGUUUGGAAUACCCGCAACUUUUUUAAAUUCUCAACAAACUACUUCCCAAGCCACAGCUGUCCUCCAAGAGCUAAGGAAAGAUAAACCGUCUUGCAAGCUCUUGUAUGUGACCCCCGAGAGAAUUGCUGGCAACCAUUCAUUUCUUGAGAUACUAAAAUGCAUGCAUCAAAAGGGGCAGCUAGCAGGUUUUGUUGUUGAUGAGGCACACUGUGUUAGCCAAUGGGGACAUGAUUUCCGGCCUGAUUAUCGGGGAUUAGGAUCUCUCAAGCAAAACUUUCCAGAUGUACCUGUCAUGGCAUUGACUGCCACUGCAACCCACUCAGUUCGUGAGGACAUUUUAAAUGCUUUGAGAAUCCCCCAUGCACUUGUUCUUGAAAGAAGCUUUGACAGACCGAAUUUGAAGUAUGAAGUAAUUGUUAAGACAAAGGAACCACUGAAGCAGCUUGGACAACUACUAAUGGAUUGUUUCAAGAAUCAGUGUGGAAUUGUUUACUGCCUUUCAAAAAAUGAAUGUGUAGAGGUCUCCAAAUUUUUGAAUGAGAAAUGUAAGAUUAAGACAGUGUAUUACCAUGCUGGCUUGGCUGCUCGCCAGAGAGUUGCUGUUCAAAAGAAAUGGCAUGAGGGAGAGGUCCAUGUUGUAUGUGCAACUAUUGCUUUUGGAAUGGGGAUAGACAAACCUGAUGUUCGCUUUGUCAUCCAUAAUACAAUGUCAAAAUCAAUUGAAAGCUAUUACCAAGAAUCAGGAAGGGCUGGAAGAGAUAAUCUUCCGGCAGUUUGCAUUGCUCUAUACCAGAAGAAGGAUUUUAGUAGAGUUGUAUGCAUGAUAAGAAACGGCCAAGGAUAUAAAAGGGAAAGUUUUAAGACAGCAAUGGCUCAAGCCAAAAAGAUGCAACAGUACUGUGAACUAAAGGUUGAAUGCCGGAGACAAAGUUUACUCAAACACUUUGGAGAAUCUUUUGAUCGAAAAGCCUGCAAGUAUGGAUCUAACCCCUGUGAUAACUGUCUUAAGAUUGCAUUGUAAAUUGCUGUACGUUCAAUUUCAAGUAUGAUAUGCUCUAACCAACUCUGUGGAGCAUCACAA
This is a messenger RNA of Gastrolobium bilobum, 1896 nucleotides long. RefSeq names its product ATP-dependent DNA helicase Q-like 1. Gene Ontology annotation, molecular function: nucleic acid binding; ATP binding; 3'-5' DNA helicase activity. Lineage: Eukaryota; Viridiplantae; Streptophyta; Magnoliopsida; Fabales; Fabaceae. Gene Ontology annotation, cellular component: nucleus; cytoplasm; chromosome. The transcript has 10 exons. Gene Ontology annotation, biological process: double-strand break repair via homologous recombination. The record is from RefSeq and is a predicted model, not a curated record. Bases 1 to 1836 code for a protein of 611 amino acids.